AUGGAAAUGAAUACAAUCUUAAAUAGUUUUUAUGAAGACAAUGUUAAAAUGUCAAGAAACGAAACAAGCCAAAACGUUAAUUUUGUGACACCUCUUGUUCAAGACAUUUUGCAGUAUGUUCACGAAAGAGACAAAAGGUUUCAAAUACAGCCAUUAAAUGUCGGGAGUUAUUAUUCCCACCUUAAAGUGUCUCGAGCAGACGAAUUUGAUUAUAGCGUUGUGUUAGAUGCAGGGUCGUUUAUGAAUUGGACACCCGGAACACCGGCUUAUUAUAAUUUCAGUGAAAAUAUGGAAGUGGUUAAAACACCGAUUCCAUUGCCUUCAUCACCCGUUGGGAAAUGUCUUUUUCGCAUUCCGGGAAUAAUAGAACAUUGGAAUAUGGAGCGUUUAAAUGAAGGACCAGCUUGUUUGACAAUUGAUGAUCACAUCAUACCUAUACGAGUUAAAAGAAGGUUUAAAGCACUCGUUAGUGAAGCUGUGAAUCGACCACACAUAUGUCAGUAUGUCGACGCAAGACGAUUAUCUGAGUCACCUGCUACUACACUGAUAAUACGCCAUCCUUACCUAGUAGGAGAUCAAAUAAGUGUAGAUCUUACACCUCUUAUAAAAUCACAUGCUUCAUUCAAACCAGAGUUUGGGUGGCCUCGCCCGGGUGCCAGAUGGCCAUCUCGUACAAAGAUUGACGAGAUAUUAGCCGAAGGAAUACACUUAGUUGCUAAAGAUCCAUUUUACUGGUCUUUGUCAUUUGUCAUGUGCGAAAAAAAGUUGGUGGGUGGAAUUGACUCGAAUGGAACUUGUCGUAAAAUGAGUCAACGGAUAAUGAAAAAACUUCGAGAAAUGUGGUGUCCAAAAGGAACGAAACAGGAACUUACUUCAUAUCAUCUUAAAAAUAUUCUUUUCUGGGAAUGUGAAAAUCAUCCAUAUGAUUCAGAAUGGGCUAAUGACAAGCUUUCUGAAAGAAUUGGGUCAAUGUGUUACCGGCUCAUAGAACACAUACAAUGUGACAACCUGCCUCUGUAUUUCCAUUCAGGGGUCAAUUUGCUGGAGAAUAAGGAUAGAGAAGUUCUUGCCCAGGUGGAACAGAACAUGAUCAGGUUUUUGAAUAAUCCCGAACAUUAUCUAUAA
Mytilus trossulus (common blue mussel) is the source of this 1125-nucleotide messenger RNA. Its product is annotated as protein mab-21-like 3. The transcript has a single exon. The record is from RefSeq and is a predicted model, not a curated record. Lineage: Eukaryota; Metazoa; Mollusca; Bivalvia; Mytilida; Mytilidae. The coding region runs from base 1 to 1125 and encodes 374 amino acids.